Mytilus californianus (California mussel) is the source of this 3251-nucleotide messenger RNA. RefSeq lists its product as uncharacterized. The coding region runs from base 275 to 3058 and encodes 927 amino acids. The record is from RefSeq and is a predicted model, not a curated record. The transcript has 21 exons. Lineage: Eukaryota; Metazoa; Mollusca; Bivalvia; Mytilida; Mytilidae.
GUCGUAUUCUUUACUGUGAAAAGUGUCAAAAUAAUAAUGUUAUGAACAAUUUCAGCUUUAGCAGUCUGGACUUAACUUGGAGGGGAAAAGUAAGACUGUUUGUAGACUGUGUCUGAUAUCCUUAUUGUAUGUACAAUAUGUUAAAACACAAGCACAGUACUGUACCAAACCUACAGAUGCACAAAUCAACAACCCUAAUGCUCCUCCAUUUCCAAAUUUACCUACUUCAUUCCAGACUAGAAUUGAAGCUGCCAUAAUAGACAAAAAUUACACAAUGUCAGGAGAAGAGUACUUUGACAAUCCUAACAAUCAGGCUUCUCUGUCUUUAAUGAGAUCUGGAGCUAUAUAUAAACUCAUUUUUGAUUAUGCUAAUGAUCAACUGUUUUAUGUACAACCUGACCAGGCUUGUGUAGUACACAACUUGACAACUGAUGACAAUAAUCUUUUAUUUGGCCUACAGUUUGUAAAAGGAUUUCCACAUGUUUUUACUACCAGUGGUGUGUUACACUUUGCAAAGAAAUUUGGAGAGCAAUACAUAGGGAAAACACAAAUAAGAGGAGUAUAUGUAGAUCAUUGGAGAACUUGUAUGUACUGGGCAGCAGUCAAAGCCAACUUCACUCUAGAUUAUUACUUUACAGAUCAAAACUGGAUAACAGCUGCUGGUUGGCCUCAGAUACCAGUUCGUGCUGAAGUAACUGGUGUAAUGAUACAGAAGGAUGGUACAACAUACAAUAUACAUCAUUAUUAUGACUACACAGAUUUCAGAGCUGCUGUUUAUGCUGAUCACACUGUUUUUGAGACUCCAUCAGGAGUUGUCUGUCCAGGACGCAAGCAGACAAGAAGUAUACCAAAAUUAGGUCAGGCCUUUAUGUAUAGAGAGGAAAUUAUUGGUACUGGUGGAGUACAGGAAGUUGAUGUUUACUAUGAUGAUAGUUACAGCCUGUUAAGAUAUGACUUCAGACCAAGUGGUCAAUGGCCUUAUGGAAACAAUGAUGCUGCAGCUGAAAUUCAUGACUUCAACACAGGUGUUGCUUAUGCUAUUGACAAGGCUCUACAGAACUGCAGUAUCAUACCUAUUCAGAAUGGUUCCUUUGAUUCCACCAUCAAUGUCACUAAUGCUGUUACUACCAAUGCCUUUGUUAUGAGAAUGAAAACACCAAAACAGAUCUUCUACUUGGACAGUAACUUUACAUUUGAAGGACAGAGAUAUGCUCGUGGAUUGUUGUGUGAUGUUUUUAUUUCAAACCGCAGUGAUUUCUCUCUUGGAGGAUUUCAAUAUUCUGCCGUACUAGAAUAUUAUUUCUUAGCUAUGAGUCAAUCAUCGUCAAAUAAUGAUGGAAAUACCAAUCCAGGAGGAAGUGAUAUACCUAUACAACUUAUAGUAACACUUCCAACAGUACCACAGACCAUUACCUACAUGUUUUAUGACUUUGACCAAGAGAACCCAGAGUUGACAGUAUUUGAUAUCAGUCCGUGUUUUUCAGGAGCAGAUACAAUCAGUUUUAAACUAACAUUUUUUGGAACUUUUGAUACCCCUGUAAGAGUAUACAAACAAUUGUUUUUGUUUGAAACACUAAAUGCUAUAGCAGCUGCAACAGGAGCAUCACCACUCAGGAUUACCUCCCCUCAGUUUUACUUUCAGGAUGAUAAAGCAUUCUUUGUGGCUACAUUAGUGGAUGCUGCACCUGUUCUUGCCAAAUUCAAGCAGAUUCCUGGAAUGGUUAAACAGAACCACAAUGACAUCAGUUAUACAAGUAUAUCCUCAGCACAAGACUGUGCCAGUUAUUGUUAUAGUAAUAAAAACUUUACCUGUCUCAGUUUUGAUUACUGUCCAGCAUCACAGAUUUGUUCCCUCAGUAAAGAUGGACUAGAUGAUGGAAAAACGCUAGCAACUAAUGCUCAGUGUAGUCAUUACAUAAAAACAAUAAAUAUGAAUUCCAGACCAGAGGUACCCUUGCAGACAGCUUGGAUGAAUCUAAAGAACAAUGUUACAAAAGGAGCAGUUCAGAUAACUAUUAACUUCCCAAAUAAGAAUAUGCAGUACACAGCAUCAGAUAUUAGUAAUGCUAUUACCACUGGACAAAACAGAAAUCCAUCAGCUGUGUCUACACUGAAUCAGUUCCAGUUAUUAAACAACAAGGUAGUACCAAACUACGAUGACCUGAUUUUGACGGGAUUGUCUGUGGAUGAUUGUGCUGCCUCAUGUGUGACUGAGGACUCUUUUGUUUGUUCCUCAUUUGAAUAUGACUACAACUCAGGAACUUGUUACCUGUCUCAUAUUCAUCCAGAUGAAACUCCUAAACUCAUCAAAAAUCAAAAUGGAUUUGAUUUAUAUAUACGUGAUUAUACAGCAAAGUUCUCAAAGAUUGCUGGUACAACUGUUUUGUCCAACUCGGACACAAUCUAUCAGAACAUUUUCGAUGAAAACCAGUGUGCCAAACUGUGUGUGGACUAUAAUGGAUUUAGCUGCAAGUCAUUUGACUUCUGUACAGAUAUUGGGACCUGUUUCUUGGGAAAAACUCAUUACUAUGACGCACCACAAACCAAUAUUAAAUCUGAUCUUCUUUGUAAUCACUGGUCAAGAAAUUACAUGGAUGAUUUUAAGAAGAAAGCAAGAUCUCAAAUUCCACUUGUAAAUAACAGAAUCAUUUCUGGGAUAGAUGCUUCUCAGUGUGCCAAAUUAUGUGUUCAAGAGGAGACAUUUAGUUGUGCUAGCUUUAACUAUUGUGGCAACUUGACUGAAUGUAGACUUACUUCUAACUCCAUUAAAGGGGGUCAAGUCAUAGCUCAGACAAAUGCAUACUGUGAUCUGUAUACAAGACAAUCUUUCCCUGAUGGAACUGCAUAUACUCCUAAUGCAUCGAAGUACUAUGGAACAAAACCAACUAAAUCAGGGUACACGGGAGGUUCUAUGGCUGGCUUAGCAAUAGGAAUGAUUAUUUUAGGAAUAAUUGCAGCAUUUGCUGGACUGAUGAUCUACCUUAAAGUGGCUCAUAAAACAACUGACGAUGUGGCAAUUCAAUUUAAAAGACAUUUUAAUGAUGAAACUGAUGGCUGAUUCUCAAUACAAUGACUAAUCAUGUCUAUAUUUUUUUUUUAUAAUGUAAAACUGUCAUAUGAAAGUAUUAAUACGAUAAUUUUUCUAAAUCCUUUCAUAACUUAACAAUAUUCAUGAUAUUUCUCUCAUUAUAUAAUUUAAGCAAGUUGCAUGUCUGGAGUUUAAAAUUGAUUUUAAUAAAAAAUUAAAUACA